UGCAACUCCUCUACCGGCCAAAAAAUGUUGUUAACAACAAAUUAUUUGAUAAUCUCACUGAAUACAGGAAGAUCAUUGAGGCCCUUCAAUACCUUACAAUUACAAGACGGAAUAUAGCCUUUGCUGUCAAUUUUCUCUACCAAUAUAUGCACACACUGCAAAAUUCUCAUUAUGAGGCUCUUAAACACUUGCUCUGGUAUCUUAAAGGUUCAAUUAGGUUCGCUCUCCGAAUCACACGUGCACCUCACCUUCCAAACUUGCUCCGAUGUAGAUUGGGUUGUAGACUCAUCUGACCACAGACUCAUUACCGGUUUUUGUAUCUUUUUGGAAGGAACAUCAAUCUCAUGGACCGUCAAGAAACAAUUCACGAUCGCUCGCUCUUCCACAAAAGCUGAAUGCUGUGCAUUUGCAGCUGCAACAACAUACCUUAUAUGGCUUCGUCGUUUACUCGUCGAAUUGGGUAUUCAACUGGAUCAUCCUACACCCCUCUUUUGUGACAAUAUAUCCGCUAUGGUCAUCGCCAACAACCCUGUUUUUCAUACAUGCACCAAAAAUAUUGAAAUUGACUACCACUUCAUUCGUGAACACAUUAACUACGAUAAUCUUCAACAACAUUACCUACACACCCAGGAUCAAACAACUAAUAUCUUCACCAAAUCAUUGCACAAGCAAUGCUUCCAACAUCUUUGCUCCAAGCUUCAAUUCAUCAUCGAGACUCGUCAGCUUACAAGAGGGUAAUACCCACAUAAUCAAAUUCAGUUCUAUGGUAAUGUUUCUCUUCUCAUUCUUCGCACGCCUCAACCACUAGCUCACUCCAUACGGUCCAAUAUCCUAACCGUCUCUGGCAGAAAAUAUAUUAUUAGUUAUACGCAAAUAUAUAUAUCAACCCUCUUUGUAUACACAUAGUUUUCAUGAAUGGAAUGAAUUACUGAAUCCCUUUCCUCUAUCUUCUCCUCUGCACCAAUUCUCUGUUUCCUCUCUUCCUCGUUCGACUUUAACAAGAAGUGCGGGUUAUGUAUGUAAAUGCCCCAAAAAGAAAAUAAUAGACUGAGCCACAACUCUAUAUAUAGCUAGCUUUAAUCAAGCCCAAAACCUCACUGAAACACAACUAAAUCUAUUAAAAAUCUGAAUUUAUCAGAUAAAACCAGACUUUCGCCUUACUGCCAUUCUUAAAAUAUAAAUUUAUCAGCUGUACAUAUAUUCCAACUCACCUUACCUCUAAAGAAGAUCAAUAGAGCGAUCGAACCAUGCCCCUUUUACCCCCACCGGGCUCACUUGAUCGAAUAAAGCUAAAGAAUCCAUGAACGGUCGCUUUAUACUCUUUCAAAAAUCUAAAAAAGAUUUAAAUUACUGUUAUCCCAACGGCUGUUUUGUUUUUUCCCGUUACAUCCUGCUUUAAAAGCUCCCCCUUUUCUCCAUGCCGAGCUCUCCAGCAUCUUGUCAGAAUCAGAGCCCAGUUUCUUCUUCUUCGCAUCAUCCCUUACUCUUCUAGGAGAAGACUCCUCAAAGUUGAAGACUUUGUUCUCAGAGCCACUCAGUUUCUGAGAUUCCCCGCCUUUUCCUUUCACUAAUUAUAAACUUAGCAGCCAGCCAGCCAGCCACUCACAAUGUAUUCAUGAAAAGCUCAAUCAACUCAAUGUCUCAUACUCUCUUCGUCUUCUUCCUCCUCCCCACCUCGCUUCUCACCUACAUCACCUGCACUCCUUUGCUCGAAGAUGGCAAAACCCUAGCUUCCCUUAGAAAAACCCUUCAUUCCCCGCUUUCAGUAUUCGACACCUGGAACGUUUCGAAUCCCAGCUCCGUAUGCUCGUGGGCGGGUGUCAGCUGCGAUGGCCGCCGCGUGACAGCCAUCGAUCUCUCCAAUCUUAACAUCUCUGGUUCAGUCGAGCUCGCCGGCCUUGAUUCACUCAUAAAACUCUCCCUCGCCGGAAAUAAGCUGAACGGCUUCCUCACCCUGUCCAAGUUUCCGAAUCUUCGAUACCUCAAUAUCUCCGGCAAUCAAUUCUCCGGCAACCUCGAGAUGGACUACUCUGGGAUGCCGAAUCUUGAGGUUUUUGAUGCAUAUGACAAUAACUUCACCGCGCCGCUCCCGCUCAGCGUUACCAACUCUCAGAGGCUUCGGUAUCUCGAUCUCGGGGGAAACUUCUUCUAUGGAAGGAUUCCUUCAAGCUACGGAAAAAUGGUGGCAAUGGAGUCGCUCUCGCUCACCGGAAACGAUCUCCGAGGGAGAAUACCCGGCGAGCUCGGAAACCUAACAAAGCUGAAUUAUCUCUAUUUGGGCUAUUUCAAUGCGUUUGAGGGCGGGAUACCAGCCGAGCUCGGCAAGCUCGGCGAUCUUGUUCACCUCGACAUCUCCAGCUGCGGGAUCGAAGGCCUUAUUCCUGAUCAAUUGGGGUAUUUGAUCAACCUCGACACGCUCUACCUCCACACCAACGCUUUGUCCGGCGAGAUUCCGGCGGCCCUCGGGAAUCUAACGAGGCUCGACUACCUCGAUCUUUCAAACAAUGCGCUCACCGGUGAAAUCCCUCGGGAAUUCGCCCGCCUCACUAAGCUUAGUUUGUUCAAUCUGUUCAUGAACAGGCUGCACGGCUCGAUACCGGAGUUCAUCGCCGGUUUGCCGGAGCUGGAGACUCUGGAGCUGUUCAUGAACAAUUUCACCGGCGUGAUACCAGAGAAGCUUGGCUCCAGCGGGAAGCUCCAGGUGCUGGAUAUUUCAUCAAAUAAGCUUACCGGAACUAUACCAGAGGAACUCUGCCCCUCCAACCAACUCAAAAUUCUAAUUCUGUUCAAGAAUUUUCUCUUCGGCCCCCUGCCGGAGACUUUAGGGGAGUGCUUGAGCUUGACGAGGGUGAGACUUGCGCAGAAUUAUUUCAAUGGAAGCGUCCCGUUAGGGUUAAUUUACCUUCCUCAUCUCGAUCUAUUAGAACUUCACAACAAUUACCUCUCCGGAACGAUUUCUGAAAACCCCGAUCGUGAACGAAGAAGGGAAUCUCAAUUGACUGUUUUGAAUCUAUCAAACAAUAUUCUCUCCGGCCCAAUUCCAGCUUCAAUUUCAAACCUAUCAAUUCUCGAAACCCUAAUCAUCAGCAGCAACCGACUCUCCGGUGAGAUUCCACUAAACAUCGGGCUCCUCCAACGAGCAGAGAAAAUGGAUUUUAGCCGGAACCAACUAUCCGGCGACAUACCCUCGCAAAUCGGACAAUGCGCGCUACUGACCUACCUCGAUCUAAGCGGAAACAAUCUCUCCGGCCGCAUCCCGCUAGAAAUCGCCUCCCUCAGCGUGCUUAGCUACCUAAAUCUCUCCCGAAACCACCUCUCCGACUCCAUCCCCAGCUCCAUCGGUUCCAUCUCCAGCCUCACCGCCGCCGAUUUCUCCUUCAACGAUCUAUCCGGCCGCUUAAUCGACUCCGGCCAGCUCGCCUUCCUCAACGCAUCAGCCUUCGCCGGAAACCCCCGCCUAUGCGGCGCUGCAAUCAGCAACCCAUGCAUCCAUUCCGCAGCAGCACCAACACCAUCUCCUCAUCUCCGGCGUUUCCCGACUGACUUCAAGCUCAUCUUCGCCGUCGGCCUCCUAAUCUGCUUCCUUUUCUUCGCCGCCGCGGCCGCCUCAAAGGUACGAACCCACCGCCGCACCACCGCCGCCGCCGCCGCACCGUGGAAGAUGACCGCGUUCCAGAAAGUGGGUUUCGUGGUAACGGAAGUGGUGGAGAGCAUGAAAGAAGGAAACGAGAUUGGGAGAGGUGGAGCCGGGGUGGUGUAUCUGGGACGCUCACCGACCGGUGACGCCAUCGCAGUUAAGAAACUGCUGGGGUUCGGAACAAACGGUCACGAUCACGGUUUCCGCGCCGAGAUUCGUACUCUGGGGAGAAUCCGGCACCGGAACAUCGUCCGAUUACUGGCCUUCUGCUCGGAUUCGCACACCAACGUGUUGGUGUACGAAUACAUGAGUAACGGCAGCCUGGGUGAGGUGCUCCACGGGAAGCGCGGGGGUUUCCUUAAGUGGGACCGGCGGUACAGGAUAGCCUUAGAGUCCGCCAGGGGUCUAUGUUACCUUCACCACGACUGCUGCCCCAUGAUCAUACACCGCGACGUUAAAGCCAACAACAUCCUCCUCGACUCCCAUCUUGAGGCCCACGUGGCAGACUUCGGACUCGCCCGGUUCCUUCCGGACGGUAUCGCCUCCGAGUGCAUGUCGGCCAUUGCCGGAUCCUACGGCUACAUUGCUCCAGAGUAUGCCUACACGCUGAAAGUGGACGAGAAGAGCGACGUCUACAGCUUCGGGGUAGUUCUCCUAGAGCUGAUCACCGGCCGCCGCCCCGUUGGAGAUUUCGGCGACGGAGUCGACAUAGUACAGUGGGUCAAGAAGACCACAAAUGGCGGAAAACAGAACGUUGACACAAUCCUGGAUUCAAGGCUCGGCUCUGUGCCAGUAGAGGAAGCCAUGCACGUCUUCUUCAUCGCCAUUCUAUGCGUCCAGGAGAACAGCGUAGAGAGGCCGACGAUGAGAGAAGUUGUCCAGAUGCUCUCAGAGUUCAGCCGCCAUGUUUGUACAGAAGAGAUGAUCCCUGCAACCUCCUCUUGUUCCAAGCAGUUGCAGCAAACAGAGCAGUGCAGAAUGCAGAGUAGUAAUUGUUAUAAGCUCUUUCCGGAUCUGUUGUCAUGAAGGAGAAGGUAUUGGUUGGUUAUUAUAGAUGUUUGGUGAUCAAAGUUAGUAUUUUUUUUUCUUAUGUUUAUGUAUAUUUUAGUAUGUUUAUGUAUAUUUUCUUAUGUUGGUGAUAUAUGUGAGUAUAUAAUAGGGUGAAGUGUGGGUUUGAGCCACAGCAUUUGCUACUUGAUUGUUGAUGUCAUAUCAUAGGGAUAAUUCUUUCUUUCCUUUGUCUCUGCUUCAAUGAUUGUGGAUAAGGGUGUACUUUGGUGAUUUGA
Molecule: messenger RNA, 4923 nt
Organism: Phalaenopsis equestris
Lineage: Eukaryota; Viridiplantae; Streptophyta; Magnoliopsida; Asparagales; Orchidaceae
Product: leucine-rich repeat receptor-like serine/threonine-protein kinase BAM3
Exons: 2
Coding region: 1616-4663 (1015 amino acids)
Biological process (GO): protein phosphorylation; hormone-mediated signaling pathway
Cellular component (GO): plasma membrane
Molecular function (GO): protein kinase activity; protein binding; ATP binding
Source: RefSeq, a predicted model, not a curated record